GGGCACGCAGCACGGCAGGGCCAGGCGCUGGCUCCCUGGCGUCGUGGAAGGGCCGAGGAGCGCGUCUUAGAGGGACUUGGACCGGCCCUGAAUCCUGCUUGUCUAUGAAAUGCAGUUAACACAUCAGCUGGACCUAUUUCCCGAAUGCAGGGUGACCCUUCUGUUAUUUAAAGAUGUAAAAAAUGCUGGAGACUUGAGAAAAAAGGCCAUGGAAGGUGCUAUUGAGGGUUCAUUAAUAAACCCUAAGGUGAUUGUCGAUCCAUUUCAGAUACUUGUGGCAGCAAACAAAGCAGUUCAUCUCUACAAACUGGGAAAAAUGAAGACAAGAACUCUAUCAACUGAAAUUAUUUUCAACCUUUCCCCAAAUAACAGUAUUUCAGAAACUUUGAAACAAUUUGGUACCUCGGCAAAUGACACUUCAGUUCUUAUUGUUUACACUGAAGAGGGAGAAAAACAAAUAAAUAAAGAAGACCUAAUAUCUCAGGUUGAAGGUCAGCAAGUUUCUCUAAAAAACCUUCCUGACAUAACAAAUAUUACAGAAGUCAAAAAGAUAUAUAAACUGUCUUCACAAGAAGAAAGUAUUGGAACAUUAUUGGAUGGUAUCAUUUGUAGAAUGUCAACAAAAGAUGUUUUGUGAAAUGACAGAAGUAUUAAAAAUUUUCAGCAUUUAUUAAAAAAACAUGGAUUUUUC
Messenger RNA from Leptonychotes weddellii (Weddell seal), 691 nucleotides. It is a transcript of the gene TPRKB, whose product is annotated as TP53RK binding protein. Gene Ontology annotation, biological process: tRNA threonylcarbamoyladenosine modification. Gene Ontology annotation, cellular component: nucleus; EKC/KEOPS complex; cytosol. NCBI's taxonomy places the organism in Eukaryota, Metazoa, Chordata, Mammalia, Carnivora, Phocidae. The record is from RefSeq and is a predicted model, not a curated record.